Maniola jurtina (meadow brown) is the source of this 1819-nucleotide messenger RNA. RefSeq names its product protein tilB (gene tilB). Gene Ontology annotation, molecular function: protein binding. The record is from RefSeq and is a predicted model, not a curated record. Lineage: Eukaryota; Metazoa; Arthropoda; Insecta; Lepidoptera; Nymphalidae. Gene Ontology annotation, biological process: outer dynein arm assembly. The coding region runs from base 71 to 1366 and encodes 431 amino acids. Gene Ontology annotation, cellular component: cytoplasm. The transcript has a single exon.
UAUAAUUAAUCAUUAAAUACAUCGUUAAUUUCUUUCGAUUUUAUUUCAAAAUAAAGUUUUCUAUAUAAAAAUGGUGAAUAUAACAGUGGAUUUGGUGCGAAAGAAAGCAGAACAUCAUGAUUGUUUGCUGGCCCCGUUGGAAGAGAUUGCUUUGCAUCAAGAAAAUAUCGAAAAAAUAGAAUAUUUACAAGACUGGUGCCCAAAGCUCAAAAUACUUUUAAUGCAAAGUAAUUUAAUUGCAAGAAUAGAAAAUCUAAACAAAUUGAAACAUUUAACAUAUCUGAAUUUAGCACUUAACAAUAUUGAAGUAAUUGAAAAUCUAGAAAGAUGUGAGUCAUUGCAAAAAUUGGAUCUGACUCUUAACUUUAUUGGUGAUAUCGUCAGUGUAGAGAGUCUCACGGAUAACUACAAUUUGGAAAACUUAUAUUUGACUGGGAAUCCAUGUACAGACUACGAAAACUAUCGUGAUUUUGUAAUCGGAACUUUACCUCAACUUAACUCACUUGACGGUAAAGAUAUUGAACGAUCUGAUCGCAUCAAAGCCUUACAGAAUCUUCCUAUUAUUAGAUCUGAUAUAAUAUUUGAGCAAAGUAUUUACAUGUCUCAAAGAAAAGCUCAGAAAGUACGCCUUGAAAAAGAUAUACAAGAUAAAUGGGAAAACAUGUACAAGAACAUGGAUCCAGAGGAAAGAAAUAAGAAAUUUUGGGCUGAAAAAACAGAGCAUGCCCCUGAAGUGAGAAAUGAAAUUGAACGUAUGAGACAGUUAAAAUUAAAAAGCUGUGAGACGGAUGAGAAAAAAGAAGAAAAGCGAAAAUAUAAACUAUUUACUGAUGACGGCAGACCAUUUAAUAUAAACCAACCAAAAAUAGUUUUCAAGUUUAGUGAUGAAGAGCUAGAUAAAUACACUUUAGACUUAGCCGUGUACAAGCAUUUAGACACUAGUCUACUUGACGUAGAUAUUCAGCCAAAUUAUGUGAGAAUUACAAUAAGAGACAAAAUAUUUCAACUUCAUCUUCCUAAAGACGUAAAUACAACAAACUCGAAAGCUGAAAGAUCCCAAACUACUGGUCAUUUAGUUAUCACGAUGCCGAAAGCAAAUUUUGUUAUAAAACAAAAUGUUGUUCCAAAGAAAAUUAAACAAAUAACACAACCUUACACUGAUCAAAAAGUUAAAGAUUGUCAAGGAGGAAUAUCACAAUCGAAAAGGGAAUUAUUAGAAAUAGGGCCUGCUGACUGCGUACUAGACUUGACAAAAAUGGCUCAACCAAAAUUAAAACCUGACUACAUAGACCCAAGAUUGAAACUUGAGGGUAAACAACCCUCACCAGACUUCAUUGACAACCCAGAAGUUCCUGACCUUAUUUGAUGUGUCAAUAAGUUAACGGAAUAUAAAGAUAUAUACUUGUAUAAAUAUUUAGAUUUUAUAUCCUCGGUAAGAUACUAGAAUAUUGCAUGUAUUCCAUAGAAAUAUGGCGGGGUGGCGCUUCCAAAAUCCUUGAUGUAUUCUUUGAAAGUAACUUCAUAAAUACAUAUCUACUAUUAAGUUGGCAUAACACGCGAAUAUCACUGGUACCUAAUAAAAAAAUCGUAUUCGUAAUGCGUAGGUUUUGCGAGAUCUGCAUUGCAUACCUACUUGUAACUGCACUUUUGUUAAACCCUGCAAAUAAAACUUUUAUCGAUACGUUUGGGGAAUUAAAAAACUCUUUAAGUUUUAUAACAAAUUUAAUAUUAUUUACAUUUUAACAUUUAUAUAGGCAUUUUCCGUAUAAGUUAAUUUAUAUAUUCAAACAAUAUAAAAAAAUUAAUAAUGCACGGCAAU